GUAGGUGAUAUAUAUAUGUAUGUACAUAGCAUCUUCCCCACCAUUUCCUUCGUUUUGGUCCCUAUGUUAUUUUCGUUUCACAAUUGAAAGAAAAGAAACCCUAAUCGACCCUUUUCUUGAUCCGUAGAGAGAGAAACUCCUCACAAUUUUCCAUGGAACUGAAAACAGUUCUAUUUCUUGCGUUUGUACUUUUCACAGUCCUCUGUUCUUCGCCGGCCUAUGCUGGCGACAUAGUCCACCAAGACCCUCUUGCCCCAAGAAAGCCUGGCUGUAUGAACAACUUCGUUCUGGUAAAAAUCCCAACUUUAGUUGAUGGUGUAGAAGGUGAUGAGUUUGUUGGGGUUGGUGCUCGAUUUGGACCUACAUUAGAAUCAAAGGAGAAGCAUGCUAACCACACCAGACUUACCCUUGCAGAUCCUCCUGAUUGUUGCAGCAAACCCAAAAAUAAGCUUACAGGCGAGGUCAUCCUGGUACACCGGGGUAACUGCAGUUUCACAACCAAGGCAAAUGUUGCAGAAGCUGCUGGUGCUACAGCCAUCCUCAUUAUAAAUAAUCGUACAGAACUUUUUAAGAUGGUAUGUGAAGCCAAUGAAACUGAUAUAGAUAUAGAAAUACCUGCCGUCAUGCUCCCACAAGAUGCUGGUGCAAGCUUGGAAGAAAGUAUUAGGAACAAAUCCGCUGUUUCUGUGCAGCUAUACUCUCCAAAGCGUCCGCUGGUUGACGUAGCUGAAGUGUUUUUAUGGCUUAUGGCUGUUGGUACCAUCUUAGGUGCAUCUUAUUGGUCUGCAUGGAGUGCUAGAGAAGCAGCUAUUGAGCAGGAUAAGCUUUUAAAGGAUGCAUCAAAUGAUCUUUUAACUACAGAUGGCACUGGUUCUACUGGCGUGGUGGACAUUAAUACGACAUCAGCAAUUCUUUUCGUUGUGGUUGCUUCAUGUUUCUUGGUUAUGCUUUACAAGCUAAUGUCACGCUGGUUCAUUGAAAUUUUGGUGGUUCUAUUCUGCAUUGGCGGGGUAGAGGGUCUGCAAACUUGUUUGGUGGCUUUGUUAUCAAGUUUCAGAUGGUUUGAACAUGCUGCACAAUCGUUCGUUAAGCUACCCUUCUUUGGAGCUGUCUCAUAUCUGACUAUUGCUGUUUCUCCAUGCUGCAUAGCACUUGCUGUCGUUUGGGCAGUUUGCCGCCGUGAUUCAUUUGCUUGGAUAGGUCAAGAUAUCCUUGGUAUUGCAUUGAUUAUAACAGUUCUGCAGAUUAUUCGUGUUCCUAAUCUCAAGGUUGGAACUGUUCUCCUCAGUUGUGCAUUUCUGUAUGACAUUUUUUGGGUGUUUGUUUCUAAAUGGUGGUUCCAUGAGAGUGUCAUGAUAGUGGUAGCUCGUGGUGGUAAGAGUGGAGAAGAUGGCAUUCCAAUGCUACUGAAAAUCCCACGAAUGUAUGAUCCUUGGGGUGGUUACAGCAUUAUUGGAUUUGGUGACAUCAUCUUACCUGGACUGCUAGUCGCAUUUUCGCUGAGGUAUGAUUGGCUGUCAAAGAAGAAUCUUCGAGCUGGAUACUUCUUGUGGGCAAUGAUUGCCUAUGGCUUAGGUCUCCUCAUCACAUACGUGGCUCUGAAUUUGAUGGAUGGACAUGGCCAACCAGCGUUGCUCUACAUUGUUCCUUUCACACUAGGGACGUUUUUGACAUUGGGAAGGAAGAGAGGUGAUCUUAAGCAUCUGUGGACAAGAGGAGAACCAGAAAGGCCUUGCCCGCAUAUCCAACUCCAACCUUCUCAGUAGAUAAAAACAUGGACAACGUGUUAACUGUAAUUGAAAAUCAGUAACCUUUAAAAAAAAAACCAGAUAGGCAGACCCACCUUUAUAAAGCAGAGAUUAAAUAUGUACUAUAAUACUACAUGUUAGCACAAACCACCUGCCUCAUGCCAUGCAUGUGUUUGGUUAAA
Molecule: messenger RNA, 1930 nt
Organism: Cornus florida
Lineage: Eukaryota; Viridiplantae; Streptophyta; Magnoliopsida; Cornales; Cornaceae
Product: signal peptide peptidase-like 4
Exons: 14
Coding region: 153-1766 (537 amino acids)
Biological process (GO): membrane protein proteolysis
Cellular component (GO): cytoplasmic side of endoplasmic reticulum membrane; lumenal side of endoplasmic reticulum membrane; lysosomal membrane
Molecular function (GO): aspartic endopeptidase activity, intramembrane cleaving
Source: RefSeq, a predicted model, not a curated record